AUAUAAUGGUCUUGGCUUUCGAAUUGCGAAUCGACUCACGGAACCUGAUAAGCAUCGAGGGUGACACAACUCUGUUUUCUAUUCGGUCAAUAGUUCUUGAAAUGGUUCAACAACUAUUUUGUACUCUCUAGUAACACUUUUAAAUUCAUUUUUGGGUUGUAAAAUCAUUCAGUCGAAGUCAACAUUAUCCCAAAACAUCUCUUUACAGGAAACAUUUCAACUUGGGGGAAAUCCUACUCACGCUAUCGAACACCCUGUCUUUAAAACAUAACAACAUAAAAUACACUAGCCAAACAUGCUUCUCAGGAGAGGGUGCUACAAUCUAAAGAACACUUUCGGCCUUUGGCCAGAUGUUGGGGGCAGUGGCUUGUUUGUGUCUCUUUCCACCAGAAAUCUGCAUAUACGUCAAACAGGAAAAGAUUGUUCACCAAAUUCUAACACAGUUGUUCAAUAUUCUUUCAAGGUGUUCGCCUCCAACUCGUCCAAAUAUCCAUUUUUGACUUUAACAUCACCCAUGCCUUCAAAGCAACUAAAGACUGACAUUAAGUUCAAAUGUAAAUGUGACGCGUUACAAACAUUGAUUGAACUUCCCUUCAUAGAUCCGGAUUUGUUGGACAAAAAAGAGCUGAUCGAAGCCUGGUUGGCCUUUAUUCCAGAAUUUUCUCUGUCAGAUUUGAAACUAAGUGUCCAUUCGCUAUUUCGGGCCUUCAAUGAAACUGACGGGAAUCCGAAUUUUCAAUUCCUUGAUCAAGUUGUGGUCACUUUGGACACAGCUUGUUCUGAACAUCUCUUGGGUCGGUCAUCUAUAAGUGAUAUCGAUGUGCUGCAUCAUUUUAGCUUAGCCAAUGCAUGGCUUCGAAUUGGUAUGGAUGAUCCUUUGAGGGUUUCCCACUAUCUUACAUGUUUUGUGUCCCAUUUCUCGACAAGUCCGUUGGUGGAAAGGUUAGAAUCAAGCCAAUUCGUGUUCCUGGUCUUCAUCAUGAGCACCAGAAGAUAUUGUCCUAAUGAAGUGAGGACUUUGUCGGAGCCAUUCGGUCUCAAGCUAGCCCAAGUCCUUCCGAAUCUUACCUUUCAAGAGGCUUCGUUAUUGGCCCAUGGUCUCCAUAUGAUGAAAAUCCGGAUUUCAACCCCAGAUUCCUCCAUCCGGACAGCUUUACUCAAGAGGUUAUAUGAAUGUGAUGUGAGCGAUCUCUUGAAGAACAACGAUGAACUCGGCAUAUCUUUUGUAUCAAGAGCGUUGCUACAACGAGGCAAAACCGAAACCCAUGCCAUUACUAAGAUUCAGAAACAUUUUCUCCCUUAUCUUGACAGGCUUAAUUCUAUGUUAAAAGUUCGGCUUUUGGCCUUGGUGGCCGAAUCUCCGGUGAAAACUGGACCACGGUUUAUUCGAGUGCUCAGUAAUUCCAUGACAGACCAAUUGUCCUCUUUACGAAUUAAAGAUUACCUGCAACUAGUUCAAGCACUGCACAACUCGAAUUGUCACAAUCAUCAGGCUCUUUGCGAAAGGAUCAUGACGUUGAUCACGGAUGAAAAGCGCUCUCACAUCAAAUCCGGGAAGAUCUUUGUCCAACUGAUCGGAUAUCUCGCCAAGGAGCGUGUGUUCAAUGAUGCAUUUCUCGAAGAGAUCUUUGGCACAAUCAAUCGGUGGGGGAAGGAGUUGGUGGAUUGCAAAGAUCCAUUGACACUCGCCCAAGUGAUAACCGAGUUCACCUUUGAACUCACACGAACCAUGGCCAACGACGACGUGAGGCAGAAAAUACGGGAUUUUGAAUCCCGACAAACCCAAUCCGUGAUCGUCAACAUUUUGCCUCAUAUUGCUACAUUAGAUGUGAAUCUGCGACUAGAUCAUCCGCAGUAUUCCGGUGUUCGAUUAGCGCCACACUUGAGGGCCAACUUCUUGGCCAGAACGGUCAUGGAGAGUGAUGCCUCUUGGGCUGAGAAGGUCAGAAAAGACAUUCUCAAAGACCUUCGAUCUCGAUUGGGUGGCAAUUUGCAUUAUGACUAUCUUCUCCCACAUGCCACAUCCCGAGACUUUGCUUUUGUUGUUCAUCAUGCGCCCCAAUCCAAAUUGCUUUUGGAAUCUUUGGUUCCAUUUCCUUAUGAGAACUAUUGGAAUAACCUGAUGUUGACCAAUAUCCCGAGUGUCACGAAAGUUUUGGGAAGGACAGAUGUUCAAGCAGUGGCUCUGAUUGUACCCAAACGAAGUGAAUUCGACAUCAAGCAUGGCAUGGUUGGUAAAUUGCUCCACAAAAUCCGUCAAUUGAAACAGUUGGGCUUUCACGUUGGAUUGAUAUCUCCCGUUUUGUAUGGAAGGGCAAAAGGAAAUGGGGACUCCGACCGGUUUCUUCAAAAGUGCAUACGAGAUGCGAUGCGAUUCUAGUAAAUCAAUGAAGAACCUGUUCAACUUUAACCUUUUUUCAUUUAAUAAAGUUUAUCCUUUGCGACGCA
Messenger RNA from Tigriopus californicus, 2448 nucleotides. RefSeq lists its product as uncharacterized. The coding region runs from base 296 to 2380 and encodes 694 amino acids. NCBI's taxonomy places the organism in Eukaryota, Metazoa, Arthropoda, Copepoda, Harpacticoida, Harpacticidae. The transcript has a single exon. The record is from RefSeq and is a predicted model, not a curated record.